UCAGCAAAACAUUUGUCUUUGAGUUUGAGAGAUAGAUAAAAGAUUCACUAAUGGCCACCGCAGGCACCGCUGCUACUUUCAGACCCUCCUCCUUUUCAGCUUCUUCCAAAGCAACCCGUCUGAGAUCGCCCUUCAAACUCCCCAAAUUUACGCCUCUGCCAUCGUCUCGCUCACGGUCCUCUUCUUCGUUUUCCGUCUCUUGCACCAUCGCUAAGGACCCGACUGUUUUCAUGGCGGAUACGGAGGCCGCUGGAUCUGAUCCGACCAUGUGGCAACGACCCGAUUCAUUCGGUCGGUUCGGGAAGUUUGGCGGGAAGUAUGUCCCCGAAACUCUAAUGCACGCCCUCUCUGAACUCGAAACGGCCUUCUAUUCGCUCGCCACCGACGAAGAUUUCCAGAGAGAAUUGGCAGAGAUCUUGAAAGACUAUGUGGGUCGGGAAAGUCCGCUUUACUUUGCAGAGAGGCUCACAGAGCAUUACCGCCGAGAAAACGGGGAAGGACCGCUCAUAUACCUCAAAAGGGAAGACUUGAACCACACCGGUGCUCACAAGAUCAACAACGCUGUGGCUCAGGCUCUUCUCGCCAAGCGUCUAGGAAAGAAACGGAUUAUCGCUGAGACAGGGGCUGGUCAACAUGGUGUAGCCACAGCUACAGUGUGUGCACGUUUCGGUUUGCAGUGCAUUAUCUACAUGGGUGCUCAAGACAUGGAGAGACAAGCUCUUAAUGUGUUCAGAAUGCGUCUUCUCGGUGCUGAGGUAAGGGGAGUCCACUCUGGAACAGCCACUUUAAAGGACGCAACUUCUGAAGCUAUAAGGGAUUGGGUGACAAAUGUGGAGACUACACAUUACAUAUUGGGAUCCGUUGCGGGUCCUCAUCCUUACCCUAUGAUGGUCAGGGACUUUCAUGCCGUGAUUGGUAAAGAAACAAGGAGACAAGCUAUGGAGAAAUGGGGCGGGAAGCCUGAUGUUCUGGUUGCUUGUGUCGGUGGUGGUUCAAAUGCCAUGGGACUCUUCCAUGAGUUUGUCGAUGACACAGAGGUUCGGAUGAUUGGUGUGGAAGCCGCUGGAUUUGGAUUGGACAGCGGCAAACACGCUGCCACAUUGACAAAAGGAGAUGUCGGUGUACUCCAUGGAGCUAUGAGUUACUUGCUGCAAGAUGAUGAUGGCCAAAUCAUUGAACCACACUCCAUCAGUGCCGGAUUGGAUUACCCUGGAGUCGGACCUGAGCAUAGUUUCCUUAAAGACAUGGGACGGGCUGAGUACUAUAGCGUUACCGAUGAAGAAGCCUUAGAAGCUUUCCAGAGAGUGUCUCGGUUGGAGGGAAUAAUCCCGGCACUAGAGACAUCGCACGCGUUGGCCCAUCUAGAGAAGCUUUGUCCGACGUUAUCUGAUGGAACCAGAGUUGUCUUAAACUUCAGUGGGAGAGGCGACAAGGAUGUUCAGACUGCAAUCAAUUUUGCGCUGAAUAUGAUAUACUGUAAAUGGGUUCGACUGAAACAUGUGAGAACUGAGAAGAUUUGGGGAGGAGUUUCAAAUCUGAACGCUGAAGAUAAAUCACAAAGGAGGUGCUUCGUCCUCGGAGCUUUGAGAACUAGCCAAGCAGCUCUUGUUUCUCAGUUGACUCCUUCUCCGACGAAAAUGGUGUCCACGAGCAAGAUCAAAUCCGUUGAUUUCUAUAGGAAAAUCCCUAGGGAUUUGACAGAAGCUUCUCUGUCUGGUGCUGGAUUGUCCAUUAUAGCAGCCCUCUCUAUGAUAUUUUUAUUUGGAAUGGAAUUGAAUAAUUAUUUGGCUGUCAGCACUUCCACAUCGGUCAUUGUUGAUAGGAGCGCUGACGGAGACUUCUUGCGCUUAGAUUUUAACAUAAGCUUCCCGUCACUUUCAUGUGAAUUCGCAUCUGUGGAUGUCAGUGACGUAUUAGGCACUAACAGGCUAAAUGUAACAAAGACAAUUCGGAAGUUUUCUAUUGAUUCGAAUAUGAGACCCACUGGUUCUGAGUUUCACGCCGGGGAAGUUUUAUCGCUCAUUAAUCAUGGAGAUGAAACUGGUGAAGAAGUAGUUGAAGAUUCGGUACCACUUACUGGGCGCAACUUUGACACAUUUACACAUCAAUUUCCAAUCUUGGUAGUUAAUUUCUAUGCUCCGUGGUGCUAUUGGUGUAAUCUCCUGAAACCAUCAUGGGAGAAAGCAGCCAAACAAAUAAAAGAGAGAUAUGAUCCAGAAAUGGACGGACGUGUUAUUUUGGCAAAAGUUGACUGCACCCAAGAAGGUGAUCUCUGUCGGAGGAAUCACAUACAAGGGUAUCCAUCCAUUCGUAUUUUCCGCAAAGGCAGUGAUCUUAAGGAUGACAAUGCACACCACGACCAUGAAUCCUACUAUGGAGAUCGUGAUACGGAAAGCUUAGUGAAGAUGGUGGUUAGUGUGGUUGAACCAAUCCAUCUAGAGCCCCAUAAUCUAGCAUUGGAGGACAAAUCAGACAAUUCAUCGAAAACUCUAAAAAAGGCACCUUCUACAGGAGGAUGUCGAAUUGAAGGAUACAUGCGUGUAAAGAAGGUUCCAGGCAACUUAAUGGUUUCAGCUCGCUCGGGAUCUCAUUCCUUUGAUUCUUCUCAGAUGAAUAUGUCCCAUGUUGUUAACCAUCUAUCAUUUGGGCGGAGGAUUAUGCCUCAGAAAUUUUCUGAGUUAAAGCGCUUGUCACCUUAUCUCGGCCUAAGCCAUGACCGUUUGGACGGCCGGCCCUUCAUAAACCAACGCGAUCUCGGCCCAAAUGUUACCAUCGAGCAUUAUCUUCAAAUAGUAAAGACUGAGGUAGUGAAAAGCAAUGGACAGGCAUUGGUUGAGGCGUAUGAGUACACAGCACAUAGCAGCGUUGCUCAUAGUUACUAUUUACCAGUUGCCAAGUUUCACUUUGAGCUAUCACCGAUGCAGGUUCUCAUAACGGAAAACUCCAAGUCCUUCUCACAUUUCAUCACCAACGUAUGCGCCAUUAUCGGUGGUGUCUUCACGGUGGCCGGAAUCUUGGAUUCUAUUCUCCACCACUCCAUGACACUGAUGAAAAAGAUAGAACUUGGUAAAAACUUCUGAAGAUCUCCUAAGGGUUUUAUUUCGUUUUCCUCUGUAACGAGUCAGAAAGUUUUGCCAUAUAUACACAACCAGACGUCACCAAAAUAAUUCAGUUAUAUUUUCGCAAACUGUUAUCCUUUUGAACAUAUAUAAGUAUUAGCGAUGUCUUUGAAGUCUUUGGGAGUUUUAGUAAAACAAAUUGUUAUCA
This is a messenger RNA of Arabidopsis arenosa, 3267 nucleotides long. Lineage: Eukaryota; Viridiplantae; Streptophyta; Magnoliopsida; Brassicales; Brassicaceae. The record is from the annotation of a GenBank genome assembly.